CAGUCGCUUCGUCAGUGAGCGACGAAUACUCGUGAAGUGUGCACGUGCUCGCGCUUGUCAUCUCGUAUAUCUUUGAUGAAAUGUGCAAUUUCGUCAAAAUCGAUGGACACUGCACAUGUGUCACUAAUUUGAAGGGUCUUCGAGGAACUCGGCUCGUCUUCCCUUGAAGACCGAGAUUCGUGAUAGAAAUUGUACAGAUGAUGUUUCUUUCUGAUACAUGGUGGAGCAGAUACGUCUCGGAUUGAGAAUCUACGAUGAACAUGUGCAAGUGAAGGAUAACGAAUGUAAAACGAAUCUGCAAAGAAGGUGCAGUGGAGGGAAAAACCGCUGGGCAAAAUGAAAGUGCCGAUAACGCGACUGGCGACUUGAUAAGAACCGAACCGUUGAACUUUACCGGGAAGAGCGAGGAUAUAGCAGCCGUUUCGAUAACUCGCUAUUAUUAGUAACAUAAUAAUCCUAAGAAAAUCGCACACGAUUCUCCGGAUACUUCGUCAAGAUCGCUCCAUCCUAAGCGAUAUUUGAAUCGCAAUCGUGAUAUUAAAAUAUAAAAAUAUCGAUGUGUAUCACAUUGUGUAUAUGAGCCGCUGGGAGAUAUAUCAGUUUUUUUUUUCGCGGAAGACAGCUCAGCUCAAUAAUUUUUUGCGGAGGUGCGUGUUUACGCAUACAAGUAAUAAAUAAUCUGAUCAGCGUGUAAGAACGCAUCGAAGAAGACGAAGAUUAGAAAGAGACGACCAGCAAAAUCUGCGACAUUACGGAGCGACAACGUGAAAGAGAGCGAUUUAAUACGAGAAAAUUGAUGACACUAGUCAAGACUGUAUUUCAGGAACUCCAUUCCUCUAGAAGCGCCAUCGAUCUUCUUUUUAUUCUUGCAGUCUCGAGUCGUUCGCGUUUGUCUGACGACGGCACGCGUCCGCUUGACACUUGACACGCAAUUGUUCGUUUGCUGCAGUGCAAUGAUUCGCCCUGUCUCAAUCGUCCUCGUUUCCGACUGCCGAAAGAAGAGAGAAUCAAUGCCGAAGAAAUUUCUACGACACCGUCCUUUUUUGCCGUCCAAUAAAAUUCUUCGAAGUUAAUUUUGAUCGGAAUGCCCUAUUUUAUUUUGUAUAUAACAAUGAGGAUCUAAGAACGUUUUAUGAAAAGCUACAGAAAGUGUGAAGGAAUAUUUUCGAGUGACUCGACAAAGAUGCUGUCCUUGCGCUAUUCUCAAUGGUGGGCGGUGUAUCGAAGCCGGAGGUUGCUUCCUGAAUCGUUAUGUCCGAUGUGAUUAGAUGUUCUGUGCUUCGACACAAAGAAUCAUUACAGCAAAAUCCGUUGUUUUGAUUUUAGUUUUAUGAACGUUACUGGCAUGUGCAUUAAAAUCUGUAGACAAUACGGGGACUAGAAGAAGAGAGAUAAAUUAUUCUUUCCGAUCUUUCAAUCAUAAUUGAUCUAUUGUUUCAUUGAUGAAACUUUUGCCAAAUCUGUCCCGGAACUUCAGAUUUUCUAUACAUAAAUUGUAGACAAGGUCUGAAUCAAUGAAAGAAAAACUUUGUCAUUCUUUUUUUUCCGUCUUAUUCCCGGAACAGCACUAGUCUUAAAAUCUUUAUCGUAAAGUCUUAUAGACUCACAAAAACUAUGCCGUCUCAAGUUUACUUAUGCAGAUCGCCGACUCGUCACUCGGCGUUUGUCGGCGGCAUCUGAAGAAUCCGAGAUGCGAACGACGAGUUUCUCGCUGGCUUACCGAAAUCUUAUCGCAGCAGAAGCAUUGCGAGAAAGGGAAAGUAAAGUUUGGAAGAGGGAAACGCGCGAGGAAGAGGAGAGCGAAGAAACGAGAGAUUGCGUAGGACGAUCAAGCGGAAGAGGAAGAGGAGUACGGUGGCCCGCAGGCGGAAGAGAGAGAAGGUAGCGGAGAGGAAGAGCGGUCGACUUUGGGAAGAUCAAUCGACGUGCGGGGAGGAAGCUGCUGGACCGUGAGCGGCAUGCGUGUCGGAAAAAGUGCAAUGUCCUCCUUCGGAGGCGUGAUACUGGUCGCGGCGACGCGCGAGAAUUAAGAGGCCACCAUCUCGACGAUCUCGGGACUCUUCUCCAAGAAGAGCUCACCCUGCAAGGAGAGAGGUAGAAAAAGAGGGAGAGGGAGGGGAAGAGGGGAAAAGGAGAAUUUAUAAUGCACUGACAUAUUAAAUUCGCUGAAAAAAGACAGAGAAAAGAUAGAAGAAGAAGAGAAUAAUAAAAAAAACAAGGGAAAGAAGAAAGCAAAUUUUAUUUUAUAUAUUUUAUUGCGUGAGAUCGUCUGAGAGAAAAGAGGAAAAAAGAAAGUAACAGAAAAAGGAUAGGGAAAGAAGAGGAAAACGGAGAGUGAAACUUCAUUUUUUUGCAGUCGUCUGUCGCACGCGACUCGUGGACGCUAUAUAAUAAAGCUCCGUGUAUAAUUUAUCACGCACGCUAAUUGUAAUCGCUCAAUUUGGUCCACAAAGGCGAGUGAAAUUUUUGAAGAUUAGUGCUUUAUCUGAUCUCUAAUUUAUUUUGUUUCUUCUUUGACGGUAUUCUUUAUCGAUAGGAGACAAUGAGAGAUACAACUCAUCAGCGAAAUUCUACGUACGCGCGACAUGUACGAGCAAUGAUUCAAUUUACUACUAGUAUGCGAUAAUUAAUAAGUCGAAUUUUGUGUUCAAUAUUUCGUGUUUCUUCGUUCCUUAUCAUCAAGAAAAAAAAUUGUUUCUUCGAGACGAAUGAUCGAUAGUCACGAUAAAUCGCGGUAGAUCACCGCGUUGUGUUCAAUGCCUUGUGUUCGUCCUACUUUUUGCUCCAAGCACUGCCAUAUAAGUACUCACUGCCCGCCGGCGCAUAUUACUUUAUGUUACACGACAUAAUCUGUGCCGUCUUCCGAUAUGUCGUUUACCGUUGACUGUCUGAAUUUCGCGCUUCUCCUCAUCUGCACGCGCGUGUUUCAUCUCGCUCUUGGAAUCAGCGCUCAAUAUUAUAAGGCCCAACUAGACGCGCAUUUGAAGCUUCACGGAGAAAAGUGGACGAUUGAGGAUGCUGGUGUACGAAAGUGUAAAUUAUGCAAUAAACAAUUCACGCAACCUGCGCUCUACCGAAUGCACAUUCGCGAACAUUAUAGGCUACAGACGAAGAUAGUAAAGCAAACUAAGAGGGGAACGAAACAUAAAACAAUGUACAAAUGUACCAUAUGUUUGAAGAAUUUCCAAAAGCCGAGCCAACUGAUGCGGCAUAUCAGAGUGCACACCGGAGAGAAACCGUUUAAGUGUACCGUUUGCAAUAGAGCAUUUACACAAAAAAGUUCGCUACAAAUUCAUGCGUGGCAGCACAAUGGUAUCCGGCCACACAGCUGCAAUCUCUGCAGCGCCAAAUUUAGUCAGAAAGGAAAUCUAAAGGCGCAUAUACUCAGAGUACAUAAUGUACCAGAAGGUGAACCGACAUACGCCUGUUCUUAUUGCUCUUGCAUUUUCAAGAAGCUAGGCAGCUUAAACGGUCACAUCAAGCGAGUGCAUUCUAAUCCGGAGGAGGAAUCCGCUGAUAAAUCCUCGACUGCUAAUUCUAAUAUCUCUUCGGAAGCUGACAUGCGCGCGACGGUCGAUAGCGUUAUUUCGCAAUUGGCGUCUUUGGAAGCUGUCGUAAAUAAUACCGCAAGUUCCACGGGAUCCGCUGAAAUACUAAGUGCAGAACAGAACGAUAUCUUGCAACAGGCGUUGAAAAAUAGUGGUUUACCGAACAAAAACGAAAUCCCUUUGAAAGAAAUCACAGAGUCGAAAAAGGCGGAUUUGCCAACAACAUAUGUCACAUUGUUGGACAAGACUGCUGGCAGUACUUCGAAGAAAUAUCAUGCCAUAAAGCAACGUUGCAUAGGAAAUGUACGGUGGUACGUAUGUUCCUUUUGCCCGAAAGAAUUCAAAAAGCCGUCGGAUUUGAUACGUCACUUACGGGUGCAUACGCAAGAAAAACCCUUCAAGUGUAUGUAUUGCGUGCGUUCCUUCGCGCUAAAAUCGACAAUGAUAGCGCACGAACGAACUCACACCGGAAUAAAGAAGUACGCUUGCGUUUCCUGCAAUAAAACUUUCGCGUGCCAUAGUAGUCUUACCUCUCAUACUAGAUUACAUAUGAAACCGCACAAAUGUAAUAUAUGCGGCAAGUUAUUCAACUCGAGCAUCAUCCUGAAAAAUCAUAUGAAAUGUCACGUGCAGGAAAAGCCCAAAACAUCGCCGGAAGCAGAGAGCUUAGUGCCUCAAGUAGUACUGCAGGAGCCACUUGUCAUCAGCGACGCUGGUAACAAGAUCAGUGUUGCCCAAGUGCAAUCGAAACAAAAACAAUUGUAUGAGAAUGCCGGUGUGACCAGGCCGCAUGAAUGUUUGGUCUGUCACGCGGCAUUCAGGAAAGUCAGCCAUUUGAAACAACAUUAUCGUAGGCAUACGGGCGAACGUCCUUACAAGUGUUCCAAAUGCGACAGGAGGUUUACAUCAAAUAGUGUUCUGAAAUCUCACUUGCACACGCAUGACGACGCGAGGCCAUACAGUUGUUCGGUAUGCAAUACAAAAUUCUCCACACAAAGUAGCAUGAAGAGGCAUUUAGUAACACAUAGCAAUAAAAGGCCAUUUAUGUGUCCAUAUUGUCAUAAGACGUUUAAGACGUAUGUCAAUUGUCGAAAACACAUAAAAAGACACAAACACGAACUGGUGCAACGGCAAUUAGAAGAACAAAAGACGCAAGAGCAAAAAGAACAACAACCUUUGAGAGAAAACAAAGAAGCUGGCUCAGUAGCCUUAUCGACAAGCAUCUCUCUCGCCGAAGAUAUAGAAGUGUCGUUCCAACCGCAAAUGGCGCCCGAUUUCACGCAAGCCUUUUCUGAUCAGUUUCAAAAUAUCAGCGUAGAGAAAGAUAAGUCUUUCUUAUUGACAAACAGUGCGACAACGUCAGCAACAAACCAAAAUUUAUCUGUUGACACAACUAAUUUAGAAACUUCGCAAACUUUACAUGCUGAUGAAACUGGCACUAUCACGUUGUCACAUUACUCAGGAGAUCAAACCUUUACAGCGGAAAGCAUACAAGAGAUCGAGGAGACAUUGAAUCAACAACUGUUUAAUAUUGGUAUGAAUCUCGGAUUGGCAAACAAUUUACCGAAGCAGAUGGACGAGACGAAUACGAAUUCUCUUGACAAUUCUAGGGAACAGCCAGUGCUUAAUAUAAUUUAUGAGCAUAACAAAAAUCUAGAUUCAUCUGGCAAUACUAUAUUCACAUCGCAAUUCGAUUCAUUUGACAUGAGCCAAAUUACGUUACAGACGGACAGUGAGAUGGAUAUCAGUUUGAAUCCAACCAACACGACGAGCAUAUCUAGUAUUUUGCCCAGAUCCGUGGAAGGAGACGAUAGACAACAAGAAGAACAACGUGCUAUUCCAGUAACUACAGUUGAUAGUAUGGAUGCUUCUGCAAUUACGAAGAAUGCUCAUCUAAUGGUAAUCAAUUCUAAGGAUAAUUGUUCAGAAUUGAUGAGCCUUUCGCAAGUAUGUCCAUCGAAGUAUUCGAAAGUCAUCGCGAAAGCAGACACUACAAACGGAUUAAUUGAAAUGCAAGACACGACUAAACAUGAAAAAGUGUCACAGAAAAGUAAUGUUAUAUUAUGCGAGAGCGAGAGAAACUCUUUAUUCAUGAAGAACUUCCAAAGUACGAUACAGCCAGAUACACUCGUUUCUUCAGGAACGAAUAAUUCUGCCAAAAUAUCGGAGUACAAUAAUUUAUUGGAGUGUCACAUAUGCCAUCGUAAUGGUUUCACAGCAGAAAGAUUGAAGGAACAUUUGGAAUCUCAUUGCGGUGCCAAAAUUUAUGAGUGUUCGAAGUGUUCCCAGCGAUUCCAUACAAAUGGUGGUCUCAACAGGCACACAAAGAGGCUGCACACAGAGUUAUUGAAAUGUACGACUUGUAAGAAGGUGCUGGACAGUAAAUCGCAAUUGAAACAUCACAGCAAAAUGCAUAGUGGGGUUUUGAAAGUUGUACGCCUGGAAUCGAAUGAAAAGGAUGUAAUCUCCUCCAGUUCCCGUCUUCCGUCUAUAACGGUGCUAGAUGUCCAAAUGAACACAGACUCGUCGGUAUCCGAGAAAGUAUUGAUGGACGCAGUUGCUGAGAGGAAAAGCAUGGACCGCGUAGAUGAAAACACGGAGAGGAAAGAGACAAAAGAAUAUACGAACAAAUGCAAGUAUUGUCCGAAAACUUUCCGAAAGCCAAGCGAUCUUAUUAGGCACAUUCGCACGCACACGGGCGAACGGCCAUACAAGUGCGAUCACUGCAACAAGAGCUUCGCGGUUAAAUGCACUCUGGACUCGCAUAUGAAAGUUCAUACGGGCAAGAAGACAUUCUGCUGCCACGUAUGCAACAGCAUGUUCGCUACGAAAGGCAGUUUAAAGGUCCACAUGCGACUGCACACGGGUUCGAAGCCAUUCAAGUGUCCCAUGUGCGAUCUGCGAUUUCGCACUUCGGGUCAUAAAAAGGUACACAUGCAGAAACAUGCAAGAGAACAUAAGAGCGGCGCGAAGCGCAAGCCUAAACACCAAAAGGUCGCGGCAGUAGCGGAAGUAGCGGCUAGCCUCGAAAAGAUUGGCAACAGUUCUCUGGACCAAACAUCGAGGACGACGAUGACGACGACGCCAAUCGUGAUUAAUGGCAGCGAGGUUGCACCAUCGCAGGAUCUUGAUUAUUCUUCGUUAGAGCAUACUGAAAUGAAUCUUAAUAGCGCGGUUCAUUUGUCGAAUCAAAUCACGUUUAAUCAUACCGACGCGACGACAGCGACGAUUCUUAACAACAAUUCCAUGCUGUCUUUGAAUGACAGCAACGAGCUGGUGGCGAAUCUGCAAUUCCUGCUAGCGAACGGUCUCGUUACUAUUCAAACAGACGAUACCAUGCUGACGACGCAGUCAGCAGGAAACAGUGCCCCUGAAAUGCCAACUAACGUGAUCGAAUUAGUUGGUACGAAUCCUUUCCAGGAAGCUUGCAAUCUCAGUAACGCUAAUCAUCAAAUAGUGAUAACCAACCAGGUGUCAACUGAAACGACGACCACAAGUACGAGUGACGCGGCGAUUAUUCAAAUGAACAAUUGUUUGCCACCUGUUUCCAUAGUACAGAUGCAGAAUCAAGGUAUGAACAUUGGUGAUGACGCAUCCAAAGCAAAGAUAAGCAAUCAAUUGACAACAACAUGUGUCAAUCAAGCGGUGGCAAUGGAGACAGCUAAAACCUCGACGCAGUCAUCGCGAAAGGAGUGCGACAUAUGUGGCAAGACAUUUACAAAGCCGUAUCAGAUGGAGCGGCACAAGCGCAUCCAUACAGGCGAACGGCCAUACAAGUGCGAGCAAUGCGACAAGUCAUUCGCGCAAAAGUUUACGCUGCAGCUACAUCAGAAGCAUCAUACCGGCGACCGGCCAUAUCCCUGUCCACACUGCAAGCAUUCGUUCACGCAGAAAUGCAAUUUGCAAACUCAUCUGAAGCGUGUUCAUCAGCUGGUUAUGCUUGAUGUCAAAAAACUGAAAAGCAGUCAACAGAUGUUAGGCACACUUCUACAGGAAAAUCAAGGAGCAGACACUAAAUUGAUGAAUCUGGAUGAUAUACUAGUGGUCGAUUUUCUUAAGUGAACAUUUAAGGGAGCUCUUUUCAAAGAGCUUUUUUCAGAAGAUCCAACUCUGUAAUUCGAACAGAGAACAUAGAUAUAUAAUAUAAUGUACUGAAAAAAUGUGCCGUAAACGAGUUUUCGAUGAUUGAAUACUACGCUUCAAAAUAUGAAGAAACAUGAAGAAACAAACAUGAAGAAAGAAGUUUCGAAUUUUAGACAUAAUUAGACAUAAAUAAUUAAAGCUGUGAUGAAUGAGAAAUAUGUUAUAUAUCUGAUGCUAUAACAAAAUAUUUAUAUAUUCGAGAUGUAAUUUAAUACCUCGUUUAACUAGUUUACACUAUAUUGUUUUGUAAUGCUAA
Messenger RNA from Cataglyphis hispanica, 7947 nucleotides. Its product is annotated as zinc finger protein 236-like. The record is from RefSeq and is a predicted model, not a curated record. Lineage: Eukaryota; Metazoa; Arthropoda; Insecta; Hymenoptera; Formicidae. The transcript has 22 exons. The coding region runs from base 2868 to 7610 and encodes 1580 amino acids. Gene Ontology annotation, cellular component: nucleus.